Theileria annulata is the source of this 417-nucleotide messenger RNA. RefSeq names its product 60S ribosomal L34 protein, putative. Gene Ontology annotation, cellular component: ribosome. The transcript has 2 exons. Gene Ontology annotation, molecular function: structural constituent of ribosome. The coding region runs from base 1 to 417 and encodes 138 amino acids. Gene Ontology annotation, biological process: translation. The record is from RefSeq and is a predicted model, not a curated record. Lineage: Eukaryota; Apicomplexa; Aconoidasida; Piroplasmida; Theileriidae.
AUGGUACAAAGAGUAAAUUAUAGAAGACAUAAUAAAUAUAAAACAAAUUCAAAUGUUGUGAAAAGAGUACGUACACCUGGUGCUCGUCUUGUUCUUCAUAAUAUAAAAAAAGUUGGUAAAAGACCAAGAUGUGGUGAUUGUAAAUGUCUACUUGCUGGUAUAUCAGCAGUAAGACCAUUUCUAUAUAAAAAUCUUAAACAUAGAAAUCGUACAGUAUCAAGACCAUAUGGUGGUUCAAGAUGUCAUAAUUGUGUUAAAGAUCGUAUAAUAAGAGCAUUUUUGAAAGAAGAACAAAAAUGUGUAAGACGUGUAGUUAAAGAACGUGAAAAAACAAAAUUAGUAGAAAAGACUAAUGUUAAAGUUGAACAAAAAAAGAAAGUAAAACCCGACAAAAAAACUAAAUCAACUAAAUCAUAA